Messenger RNA from Uncinocarpus reesii 1704, 363 nucleotides. RefSeq lists its product as uncharacterized. The transcript has 2 exons. Bases 1 to 363 code for a protein of 120 amino acids. The record is from RefSeq and is a predicted model, not a curated record. NCBI's taxonomy places the organism in Eukaryota, Fungi, Ascomycota, Eurotiomycetes, Onygenales, Onygenaceae.
AUGGCUGAUGUCAACUCUGUGGUUGAGGCUGACAAUACAAACAAAAAUGUUAGUGAUGAUGAUAAUUCUGGUGGACUCUUUGCUCUCAUUGAGAAGUCUGUUGUCUCUGAUGAACCUGUUGCUCUGACUGCACCAGCUGCCACUCUAAUCAAAAAAUCUGUUGUUUUACUUGAAGAACUCAAUAUUUCUGUCAAGAAGCUUUCAGUUAAGCCAAUCAUUGCUUCUGUUGAGAAGUUCAUUCUUUCCAUCAAAAAGUCUCUAGUCAAGUCAAUUAUCACUCUCACUGAGAAGUCUGUUCUUCUGAUUGAACAACUCAUUAUUCCAGUCAAGAAAUCUGUUGCUCUUCUUCCUGCCACUAACUGA